Pectinophora gossypiella (pink bollworm) is the source of this 2703-nucleotide messenger RNA. Its product is annotated as IQ and AAA domain-containing protein 1-like. The coding region runs from base 1 to 2703 and encodes 900 amino acids. NCBI's taxonomy places the organism in Eukaryota, Metazoa, Arthropoda, Insecta, Lepidoptera, Gelechiidae. The transcript has 19 exons. Gene Ontology annotation, molecular function: ATP binding; ATP hydrolysis activity. The record is from RefSeq and is a predicted model, not a curated record.
AUGUCCAGUGAUUAUUAUUUUAUUCAGUGGAAACACAUACUUGGGCGUCUCCAAGCAUUAGCUGAACUAGAUAUUGAAUAUCAGGAAAACAAAGUACGGGACAAGACACUAUGCGUAACGGUUCAGCAUCUGUCAGGUGUACUAGGCGGCUAUAUAGCAAUCUACAAUGCUGCUAAGGAAAACCUCGAAUACAAUCUACAGGUCCAGAAGAUUCCAUACAUCCAGGAUAUCAUCGCUACAGUUACGAAAAGGAUCUUAGAAUUAAAACACCAAUUAUCAAAACGAGAGAACAGCAACUAUCAAUUCAUAAGUCGUGGACUAACUGAUAAUAAGCUAACGACUGCUGAUAUUGAGUUUCGCGACAUUCCUAUGAAACCAGUAAGAGCCCCAGAGGCACAAGCCAUCAUUGACGAGGUGUGGAAGAAAGUUGAAGAACAGAAACAGAAAGCUGAGGAAGAAGAAAAGAAAAGAUUAUUAGAAGAGCAAGCACAAGAGUUAAGGGCAUCAGGACAGUCAGACUGGUGGAAUGAAGGCUACGUAGAGCCCCAAGACCGAUUCUCUGAGGAAAUUGAGGAGAAACAAGAAAAUAUUGAUGAAGAACAACUGCUACGAACACAAAUGCUUAAUUUGAUAGCUGCACAAGAGAAGUGCAGGCAAGUGACCAAAUGGAAGAAAUGUCAGAUACAGAAAAGGGCAAUGUGGGAGAAGGAGCUGUUAGGCACAGCUCGACCACAAGCAAGGAUUGAUGUACGAAAUAGAGGUGCAGCGCUUAUACAAAAAUUCUUAAGAGCGUAUUUUCUAUUGAAAAGAACAAAGUUCAAAGAUUGUAAGAGGGAUGAAUUACUAGGCCUUAGAAUAUGUGGUGGAUUACGUGACAAAAUAAGAUACCAAACCGAGGAGACAAUAAGUUUAAAACAUAUUGAACGUUUUAACAAAUACGAUACUGAACAAAAAAAGUUCUAUGAAACUACGAAAACUUUUUUUUUACAUAUGAAAGGUGACGAAAUUAAGGAAGACUAUAGAGAUGAAAUCAGGGGCUGGUUUAGGGACUGGUAUGAUAAAGCGUGGUACUUUUACGAUAUACCCAAAGAUAAUUGUGGAGGUUCAGCUCUUAUAUUAAAAGGAGAAACGCCGACACCAGAGCAGUGGUUAGAAGACUACGUACUAUACGAGCAGAUGAUGAUCGCUAAUAAGAAGAAAACCUCAGAACAGCUGAAGCAAGAAAAAAUGGCGGAAAAACUAGAAAAGAAAAGACUGAAAGAACAAGAGAAUAUAAAAAAAAGAAUGGAAGCACACAUUCUGAAGAAAAUGAUGAAGAAUCCAAAAAUGCACCCUGGAUUCAAAUAUCCAAUCUCUAAGGAAACUAAUCGUGUUUUAGAUGCAUUACAAAAAUACCAUACAAUAUGGGACCAAUAUGAUAAACUUGAGACUUUAGAUGUGAAGAAAGGAUUCAUAAAGGAAAUAGACAUGGAAAACGUAUACGCUGAAGUCAAAACAUUUCUUAGGCCGGCGGUAGAUGAUGACAUGAGAAUUGAGCAGAAAAAGCUAAAAACGGCCUUGAUUGACGAAUACGAGACGUUUGAAGAGGAAAUGCCGAUGAACGUGCCCCAAAAUUUUCCCAAAAUUAAAAAUCCUAAGAUAAACAAAGUCAAAAUUGGUAAAAAUGUAUCUGAACAAAUGGUGGAUUUAGCGCUAAAAGGUUUUUUGAAAGAAUACCCUCCUACCAAGUUGAAGGACUUUAAAGGAGAACCCAACUUCGCCGGUGAUGAUCUGCGCUGUAAUUUAAUUCGCGCUUUACCAUAUGGAGGUGAAACUAGGAAUCUAUGGUGGGAAAAUUGCAGAGAAGUCGGCAAUGGUUUCCGAAAAAUACUGUUGGUAGGACCCACAGGAAGCGGAAAGACUGUCUUAGUGCAUGUGAUGGCUACUGCUAAUAAUGCGGUUCUGUUCGAAAUACACCCCCGACAAUUUGACGAGUAUACAACGACUACAGUACUGCAGGACCUGAUUAAGAAUAUAAUAUCCAGCGCUAAAGCGGUCCAGCCUGCUAUAAUUUAUAUCAGACAUAUCCAACUGCUGUUCUAUAAGAAGUGGCCAACUUACGAGCCUGAAUUAAAUGUGGACUUAUUGAGGACCUUUCUCGUCAAGAAGCUAUGCAAAAGGUUUAAUAAAUCAGAUAAAGUUACUAUUAUAGGAAGUUGCGUGGACCCCUGGUUAACUAAUAACCGAUUGCUAAAACAAUUUCCGACAAUCAUAAUGAUGCCAAAUACAACGUAUACUACCACAAGAUUAUUCCUCGCAGAAUGGGUUAUCAACAACAGAAUGAUUCCUGCCGACUUCGAUGUAAGCUGUUUGGCUCAUGUGCUUCAAGGAUACACCUUUGGCUAUCUUAAAAGGAUGUUGGAAAUCUUCCUAUCAGCAGACAGGAUUGCAAAGAUAGCUGCCUAUGGUCUGUUUCCUCCAGAAAUUUAUGAUUUCGUAAUCCAAGACGAAGAGGCUACAAAAGUGGAAUACGACAAAUACCUAGAGUGGUAUUCUCAGAAAACUCCAUGGGGUAAGAAAGAGAAGCACCAUCUGGAAGAACAGUUGGAGUUUCAGGCCAUAUCGAAGAAAUAUGAAGAGAAGGCAAAGAAGAAGAAGAAAACCCAGUCGACGGCUAGCAGUGCUGCUAGUAGCUAUAGUACUCUGCCACCCAGCCGGCAAUAA